Pistacia vera is the source of this 770-nucleotide messenger RNA. RefSeq names its product putative cysteine-rich receptor-like protein kinase 35. Gene Ontology annotation, biological process: protein phosphorylation. Bases 222 to 770 code for a protein of 182 amino acids. The record is from RefSeq and is a predicted model, not a curated record. NCBI's taxonomy places the organism in Eukaryota, Viridiplantae, Streptophyta, Magnoliopsida, Sapindales, Anacardiaceae. The transcript has 3 exons. Gene Ontology annotation, molecular function: ATP binding; protein kinase activity.
UUUCUGGAUUGUUGCUCUUGGGCCUAGUACUCUUCAAACUUUGGAAGAAAACAAAGAAAAGAGGUAACAGUAUUCAUCCAAUCUUACCAAAAACAAAGAACAUAAUAUAAUAUGGCGGAGAUAUUAUGUAUUGAUAGUCAGUUUUUCUUUCUGUAACCCAUUGAACAAGCCAUGAAAACAGUGAGGAGAUUGAGGUACCUCUAGUUGAACUCUCUACUGUUAUGACUGCUACAAAAAAUUUCUCUGAGGAAGACUUUAUUGGAGUUGGUGGCUUUGACAGCGUUUACAAGGGCAUUCUUUCUAAUGGAGAAGAAAUAGCAGUCAAAAGGUUGUCAAAGAAUUCUAGGCAGGGAGGCGAAGAGUUUAGGAAUGAAGCAACUUUAAUUGCCAAACUUCAAUACAAGAAUCUUGUAGCAUUUUUGGGAUGCUGUAGUCAAGGAGAAGAAAGGCUUUUGAUCUAUGAGUACAUGCCUAAUAAAAGCUUGAAUUAUUUUAUCUUCGAUCCGAAGAAAAGAGAAUUAUUGACAUGGCCAAAGCAGUUUGAGAUAGUUAUGGGGAUUGCAAGAGGACUUGUCUAUCUCCAUCAAGAUUCUAAACUUCAAAUUAUUCACAGACAUCUCAAAGCAAGUAAUAUUUUACUAGACAAAUAUCUAAACCCUAAAAUCUCAGACUUUGGCUUGGCAAGAAUCUUCAGAGAUGAUGUUGAAGAUGCAAAAACAGAGUCAUGGGAACAUUGCAAGUUCUAUCAACUAUUAACAUAUGUAUGUUAG